AAUCCUAACUUAUCUGCCAAAAUUAAGUCCAAAACCCCAGUAAGAAGAAAAUGCGAGGACGCAAGGAUUCUCCCAAGAGAAGGCCUCGCCCAUCCUCUCCAACUCGCUCCCGCCCAUCUAGGGUUACUCCCUCAGCCUCCCUUCUUGACGAUGAACUCGUGACGGAGCAAGAAGCUUCCACCGUCUCUCUCUUCCAAGACCUCCAAAUUUCACCGGAUUACGCCACAUUAACCCCUAACCCCAGGAGCUUUCCCUACAGCGUCAAGCAGCAAUGCUGGGAAAAGGCAGAGAAGGUCAAGGGCCGGGACCCAGAUCGCUGGAGGAGAGAUGCCGUUGGUAACAUUGUCUUCAAGAAGCUCGUUGGCUGCUCUGGGUGCUUGUGCCAUGAUUACGACCACAUCGUGCCUUAUUCAAAGGGAGGCAAAAGCACACUGGAAAAUUGCCAGGUUUUACAGGCAACAGUCAAUCGAUCAAAAGGAAAUCGGACUGAGCUAUCAAGAUCUGAUCUUAUUCAAAGAAGUUCUUAUUGUCGGGUUUCAGGUCGUGACAUGGAUCUUAUUGAACUCUCAGCUUAUGGCAAUGUACGUCACACAGAGGAUUCUGGAGGGUGUAGAAUUCAAUAAGCAACUCAGCUGUAGAAGCAUGUUGUAAAGCAGUUACCAUGGAUAUUGGUAGGUUACUUUGAUUUCAUUGCAUAUUUAUUCAAGAUGGAUCUUCAUGAAGUUGUGAGAUUACAAGUUAAUCACCUUCUAGAUUAUGCUUGUGUCUAGGAUGCGUGGAGACACUUCAUAAACAUGCCUUUUAGGCUGUAUUUUCAUAUUAUCUAUCAUGCUUUAUCAGGAUUCUGAGUCUGAUGCAUGGAAAUGUUGAAUUGGAAUUUGAAGAGCCAUUAGUUGCUUCAGGAUUGACAAUGUAGAGCUGCUGAAGUGCUAGUUCAACAAAAUUAAGCUCUGGCUACAUGUAAUGGACUAGUUAUAUUUGUACAAUGAUUUUGAGGCACCAAUUUAGUAUAGCUUCUAAUUGCUCUUUCUUGCAGUUACAUCGUGCUUUUGGAUAUUUAUGUGUUUUGUAAAUUUUACAGAAAUUGCUCUUUCAAAAAACUGUAAACGACAAUACCUUUCAGUUUAAAAUAAGAACAUGCGACUAAG
Rubroshorea leprosula is the source of this 1148-nucleotide messenger RNA. NCBI's taxonomy places the organism in Eukaryota, Viridiplantae, Streptophyta, Magnoliopsida, Malvales, Dipterocarpaceae. The record is from the annotation of a GenBank genome assembly.